AUGGUCGGCCCGUUUAGAACCGCCCGAGGCGGCAUGACACACCUCUUGGUGAUGACUGAUAAAUUCACUAAAUGGAUCGAGGCCAAGCCGAUCAAGAAGCUGGAUGGCUCAACAGCCGUCACCUUCCUCAAGGACAUCAUUGUGCGGUAUGGCUACCCCCACAUCAUCAUCACCGACAAUGGCACCAACUUCGCCCAAGGCGUUUUCGCCCGCUUCUGCGAGGAGAAAGGAAUUCAGAUGGACCUAGCGUCCGUGGCACACCCUGAGUCCAACGGGCAGGUGGAAAAGGCCAACGGCUUGAUUCUAGCCGGCAUCCGGCCCCGGCUGGUGGAGCCGCUCGAGCGAGCUGCUGAAUGCUGGAUUGAGGAGCUGCCCUCCGUACUCUGGAGCCUGCGCACUACACCAACCCGCUCUGUCGGCUUCACACCAUUCUUCCUCGUAUAUGGGGCCAAGGCCGUCCUGCCAACUGAUAUUGAACACGAUGCGCCAAGGAUCAAGCUCCAGUUCCCGAACCAGCUACAGACCGCAACCCGGCUGUCCGACUGGCGGGGGUAG
This is a messenger RNA of Lolium perenne, 555 nucleotides long. NCBI's taxonomy places the organism in Eukaryota, Viridiplantae, Streptophyta, Magnoliopsida, Poales, Poaceae. The record is from RefSeq and is a predicted model, not a curated record.